This is a messenger RNA of Photinus pyralis (common eastern firefly), 2562 nucleotides long. Its product is annotated as sorting nexin-29. The coding region runs from base 287 to 2188 and encodes 633 amino acids. The record is from RefSeq and is a predicted model, not a curated record. The transcript has 8 exons. Gene Ontology annotation, molecular function: phosphatidylinositol binding. NCBI's taxonomy places the organism in Eukaryota, Metazoa, Arthropoda, Insecta, Coleoptera, Lampyridae.
UAGAAAGUUAUAACUCGAUCCCAUUUAACGACAUUACCCCGCCAUAAUGAAAACUUUUUGAUUGCGUCUCGUAUUACAUGACGAAAAAAACAAAGAAAAACGAAAAGAUUAAAAAACAAGGUUAGGGUUGCUAUGUUAUUAUUACGUUUUAGUAAAAGGGGGUGUAUGAUGUAAUUUGAUGCAGAAAACGUUUCUAUUUGUGAUAUAUUUCAACAUAAACUUUGAGAAAGGUCUGUAAUAUCACUUGCGACAGUACAAUGUGGAAAUUUCGAAUAUUAUAUAAAUUAUGUCUUUGAAGCUCAUGUCAGCAAUCAUUCCUAUAACUACAACUGUACAGAAACCCGAAGAUGCAUCCAAGGUGUUAAAUCAACUUUUGGAAUGUGUGCAAACAUGCCAGAAACGAUUCGGUGGAAAAUCGGAGUUAGCUACGGAAUUUGACAGUUGUGUCGCCACUUUGUGCUUAAGUUUGGAGUCUGUUUUUCUGCACGGUAUUCGAACCAAACCGCAUGACUCGCAGCAGACAAGCACGUUCAAACAGGUUUCUGAUAUCGUGACGAGUACACUAAGUAUCAAUAGUGAUCAUAACUCGUUUUGGUGUUUCAUAAACAAGCACCUGACAAAGCACGAGCAGGAAAGAUACCAGCUUCUAAAACACAUUUGGACGGACGUCGGUCGGGGUCGUGCCUGGAUACGGUCUUCCUUAAACGAACGCUCACUGGAAAGAAAUUUUCACACGGUUUUAAGUAACAGGGACCUCUUACGUAGCCACUAUGAAGAUUGGGCGCUGUUGCGUGACGACGAAAAGAACAGCAUGUUGCCGAAUAUGGCGGCGGGUUUAGGUUCAAUUUUAUUCGCAGUUAGUAUCGACAAACCCGAACUAAACAGCCAAACCACUUUGCAGAAGUCGGAACGAUUGAAAACACAGCCGGAACCGAUUAUUGAAGCACCUAUCAGAGAUUUAGGCAAAGAUCGUACGAAAAAGCGAAAGGUGGCUAAGCAGAUCAUAUCAUUUGACGAAGACGACAGCGUGCUAUCGUCCAGCAUUCCAUCAACUUCUAGCAGCAUAACUUCCGAUAAUAACUCUUCUGGUAGCGAACCUCAUGUUGCCAAACAAACCAUGGACAAUAAUAGCGCCGCAUUACCUACGCUCCCCAGUGACACGCCGCCCAAAAAAGACAAGCCCACGCGCAAACUGAGCCUGGAAACUAGCGGAUCUCAGGAGAAGUUCUCGUUCAAACCCGACGGAACCUUAACACCCGUCGAGCAUGCCGGAGUCGGCGAGCUGACACCCGUACUCGUGGGAAAGGACGAAUGCUCGGAUUCGCCCGACGUAUCCGAUGAUAUAAUCGAAGUGCCGACUGAUAUUAGCGCCGUGUUGAUUGCGGUGGAGAACAAAAAUAAGGAGGAAAUUUCGAAGUUGAGAGAUCAUUUGGAUGUGGUGAACGCGGAGAACGACAGCUUAAAGGAACAGCUUAAGAAGUACGUCGGCGCCAUUCAAAUGCUUAGGCGGGACGACGGGAACCUGCGCAAGGCCCUGGAGGGUUUGCAAUUGGACGGUUCUCAUAUUCCCGACUAUAAAACGGAGGCGAAGGUUUUCGAGCAGAAGCUCGUUCAGGUUGCCGAAAUGCAUGCGGAGCUGAUGGAUUUUAAUGUUCAUCUGCAACAGUGCUUGCAUAAAAAGGACGUCACUUUAGAACGCCUCCUUAAGGAGUUGGAGGAACUGAGGGGACCAAUGGAUGCGUUGGCCGAAGAUGACCAUUGCAGUGUGAACAUUUGGAUUCCAUCUGCUUUCUUAACAGGUACCGGCUCCGAUGUACAUCACGUUUACCAAAUAUUUUUGCGUGCGGGUUCAGACGAGUGGAAUAUUUACAGGCGCUAUGCUCAAUUUCACGCUUUGCAUUCCGACUUAAAGAAAUUGGACCCAGCGGUAGCGGCCUUUGAUUUCCCGCCAAAAAAAAGUAUAGGAAAAAAGGAUUCGGCUCUUGUCGAAAAUCGACGAAAGCGUCUACAGACAUAUUUACGAAGAAUCUUAUCUCACUGGCCUGAACUUGCUCAUUGUAAUAAUCGAUAUUUAUUAGAGCAACAUUUAGCAUUUUUUAAAGAUGUAAAAGAAAAUGAAGAUAAAAAUGUGAAAGGUUCUCAAUCUUCUAGACGAAGUGUACCUAAUACUCAUUAUGCAGGGCUUUAAUUUUAUAGUCAAAUAUGCCAGGACAUGUGUCAAAUGUCUAUUAAGUAUUAUAUAGAAUCUAAUUGUUUUAUUUAAGUUGAUAUUGAUAUUGUUAAUCACUACUACCUACCCCAUGUUAAAGAUACCACUGCAGUUAGUGAUUUUGAUCUUGUUUCGGUGGUAUAUCUGUCGUAUGUCACGGUGAUAUGUUUGUGGCAGAAAUUUCUUAAAAAAAGUGAGAUUUAUGGACGCCUCUACAUUCGAAUAAAAGGACAAAAAGGAACUUUGCUGUGUAACUGCCGAUUUAUAUAGGCCGGACUAUUGCUAUUAACAUUGUAUGAGAGAUUAUUUUACUUUCUUAUAAAUAAAUAAAGAAAUUUUGCAUGAACAAUUCA